Anolis sagrei ordinatus is the source of this 4077-nucleotide messenger RNA. RefSeq names its product acyl-CoA synthetase short chain family member 2 (gene ACSS2). Gene Ontology annotation, biological process: acetyl-CoA biosynthetic process. Gene Ontology annotation, cellular component: cytoplasm. NCBI's taxonomy places the organism in Eukaryota, Metazoa, Chordata, Lepidosauria, Squamata, Anolidae. The record is from RefSeq and is a predicted model, not a curated record. Gene Ontology annotation, molecular function: acetyl-CoA synthetase activity.
GUGCCGCCUGGCGGCUCCUCCUCUUCCCUUUCCCGCCUGCCCCUCCCUCGCCUCCAGAGCCAAAGGGAAGCCGCGGCCCGGCCUGGCUUGUCUUCAGUCCUCCUUUUCGAAGGACAGGCAGGAUGGUGCUUCCCGACGAGGAGCGCGACGUGGUUGGCGGCGGCCUGCUCCUCUUCCGAGCCCCGGCGGAGCAGGCGCGGGAGGCGCAUGUCCCCUCCUUGGAAAAGUACCGGGAGCUUUACCGCCGCUCUGUGGAGGAGCCCCAGGAAUUUUGGAGUGAAAUUGCCAAAGACUUUCACUGGAGAAACCAACACAAUGGACCGUUUCUGCAGUACAACUUUGAUGUCACCAAAGGGAAAAUCUUUGUUGAAUGGAUGAAAGGGGCUACAACCAACAUCUGCUACAAUCUGUUGGACAGAAAUGUCUAUGAGAAAAAACUUGGAGACAAAAUAGCUUUCUACUGGGAGGGAAAUGAACCAGGCGAUUCCAUGAAGAUCACAUACAGUGAGCUGCUCAGUAAGGUCUGCCAGUUUGCCAAUGUUCUUCAGGAACAAGGUGUGAAGAAAGGAGACAGAGUCUCUAUCUACAUGCCAAUGAUCAUUGAGCUGGUGGUGGCCAUGCUGGCAUGUGCCAGAAUUGGAGCAAUUCAUUCCAUUGUGUUUGCAGGUUUCUCAGCAGAAUCCCUUUGUGAGAGGAUCCUUGAUUCCCACUGCUCCCUUCUCAUCACUGCAGAUGCCUUUUAUAGAGGUGAUAAGCUGAUUAACCUGAAGCAAAUAGCAGACGAUGCCUUGCAGAAAUGUAGAGACAAGGACCACCCUUUGCGAAGAUGCAUUGUGGUCAAGCAUAUAGGAAGAGAGGAACUGGUACAAGAUGGGCCAAGCAGCAAGUCCCCACCACUAAAAAGACUCUGCCAGAGUGUGCAGGAGAAAAAGACUGAGAGCUCAAAGAAAGCCCAUCCGAAGGUACCUUGGGAUCCAGAAGUUGAUGUUUGGUGGCAUGAUGUUAUUAAAAAUACUAGCAAGGAGUGUGAUCCUGUCUGGUGUGAUGCAGAAGAUGAAUUAUUUAUUCUCUACACCAGUGGGUCAACUGGGAAACCCAAGGGUGUUGUACAUACAAUAGGUGGAUAUAUGAUUUUCACUGCUGCUACCUUUAAAUAUGUGUUCGAUUACCAUCCAGAGGACAUUUACUGGUGCACAGCUGACAUUGGAUGGAUCACCGGCCAUUCCUAUCUCACAUAUGGGCCUUUGGCAAAUGGAGCAACCAGUGUCUUAUUUGAAGGACUUCCCAUUUACCCAGACGUUGGCCGUAUGUGGAACAUCAUUGACAAAUACAAGGUGACCAAGUUCUACACAGCACCCACUGCCAUCCGACUCCUCAUGAAGUAUGGAGAUGAGCCUGUUAAGAAAUACAGCAGGAAGUCCUUGAAGGUGCUAGGAACAGUCGGGGAGCCCAUAAACCCUGAAGCCUGGCUCUGGUACUACAAGGUGGUUGGUGAAGAGCGAUGUCCUAUCGUGGAUACCUUCUGGCAGACAGAGACGGGUGGCCAUGUGUUGACUCCACUCCCUUUUGCCACACCAAUGAAGCCAGGCUCAGCUACGUUUCCCUUCUUCGGAGUGGUCCCUGCAGUGCUGGAUGAGUCUGGAGAGGAGCUGGAAGGAGAAGCCGAAGGUUACCUGGUUUUUAAGCAACCUUGGCCAGGAAUAAUGCGCACAGUGUACAGAAACCACCAGCGGUUCGAAACCACUUACUUCAAAAAGUUCCCUGGUUACUAUGUGACAGGAGAUGGCUGCAAGAGAGAUAAAGAUGGUUAUUACUGGAUCACAGGUCGAAUUGAUGACAUGCUGAAUGUUUCUGGGCACUUGCUGAGCACGGCGGAGGUGGAGUCUGCCUUGGUGGAGCACUCCGCUAUCUCGGAGGCAGCCGUGGUGAGCCACCCACAUCCAGUGAAGGGAGAGUGCCUGUAUUGUUUUGUAACACUAAGGGAUGGUCAUGAUUUCACAAAGACUUUGAUGGAUGAGCUGAAGAAACAAGUUAGAGAAAAAAUUGGACCUAUUGCAACUCCAGAUUAUAUUCAGAAUGCUCCUGGACUGCCCAAAACCCGCUCAGGUAAAAUUAUGCGGCGAGUAUUAAGAAAGAUAGCAAAAAAUGACCGGGACCUGGGAGAUACCUCAACUGUGGCAGACCCAGCUGUUAUAAACCACCUUUUCAGCAACAGAUGUGAGACAAUAAUGUAGCUGGACUAUCCUGAAAAACAACAGCAGCAGUGCAAGAACUGGAGAGAAGAUGGUCCCAUCCAGACAAAGACUGAUUGUCCCUUGAGAGGAGAACUGCCCUUUGCUGAGCUGAAUGUAAAAAAUGCUGUUGAUGAAGAGAAGAAACUGGUGCUCCGAGAUCCAGUCCUCUUGUGUUGUAGAUAUAGCUGUCUGUGCCUCUGGAAAAACGUGUACAUUAUGUUGUAGACCGAUUCUGCGUAUUUGAAAUUCCAGCCUCAUUCGGUUUAUACAGAAUGAAAACAUUUUAUUUUUCAUGAGUUUGUUUCAUGGAUUUUCUAUUUUAUUUUUAUUUUUUUCCAAUGUACGACAAUGGUUAGCAUUUAUAAUACAUAGGUAGUGGCUUCUGAGCAGUCAUUACAAGCCUUCAAAAGGUUUUGAAAAUGAGCAGACUGAGCAGUAAUCCUCAUGUUGAGGUAGAAUUAUUGAAAUACAUCUUUUUAACAAUCCAGCAUUCAUCAUAUAUAUUUAAGUCUGCAUAUUAUUUUGGCUUUGUAUUAUGGGAAAUGGGAAAGUUUUUUAGGGAAAUGGGCAGCUCCACUUAUAUACAGUUACUUUUCCAUGUCAUCUGUACUGCACGUUAGGCUUGAAAUUGCUGUUAGUGGUGAUAAUUUACAUCCUAAAAAGGAGUAAUUGUACCCAUGUAUUUCAGCUGUCUUAACAUGUCCGUGUAUGUACAUGAUUCACAGCUAAAUUGUCAUGUACAUGAUUCUCUAGAGAAAAAACUGUGAUCGGUGCCCAGAUAUUCCAGAGGGAGGUUUUUAAUUUGCUCUGCUGGCUUACUGCAAUGCCAAUAUCUUAAAUUUAGGUAGGGAGAGGGUUUCUUUUGAUAUGUUCAAUGGUUGAAAAGUGAGUGCUAUCGAUAAUAAAGGAAAGUGGCACCCAACUAUUAAGUUAACUCAAUUCUUUAAUCAUAUUUGUCACAUAAAAUAAAUGCUCUGGGUGAUUCCCAUCUUUGGUUGUGGUGGCCAGAAAAAGUGUGGCUUCCAUAGGGAAAAUGGCUUUUCGUUAUAUAUUUAAUUGACUUGUGUUGUUUUUUCCAUCUAAUCAUGGACAUCUGUGUGACCAAAAAUGAACUAUGGCUCUUAUGGAGGGUAAAAAAUAAUGUGACUGGCCUACAGACUAUUGUGCUGAGGUCUUUUCUCACAUUCAGAUGAAUUCAUUGUUCAUAACUGAAGUGAUUGUAACUAAAUAAAUUCAACUGUUUCAAGGCAUUCUUCACUGCAGCAGCAAAGGAUCAGAUGUAGGUGGACAUCAUGUUGGGUAUCUAAUAGUGGGGAAACUUUCGAACAUGUUUGGAUUCCACAACCAAAUAAAAAUAAACAUUUUUCUCAAUUCUAGUACAUUUUUUUCAGGGCUGCUGGCCUGGAAAUGUUUCUCUGUACAUUUUGUAUUAAAAUCAACUUAUCUUUGUCAUUACCAACAUUUUUUGAAAAUGGGUACUAUAUUUGGCAUUAGUGUCCAUGCUGUGGUGUCCCAAGAUACCUUUGUCCAUAUGACUGUUUGUGAAUUGGGAAUAUUUAAAAGUAAUGCCCCUUAGACCAUAUCUUUGGCAUUGUCUCAAGGCUAAACAUCUCUCAUUUCUUACGUGCUGUUAGAAUUUGAAAUGCACUUGUGUGUGGUCUGCAACAUUGGUGUAUAUUUAACCUAACGUCCUACAGCAUUACACGUAGGCCGGUGGCUUGCUAUGUGCUGUUAACAGGAAAUCCUACUUUUAAUUUUGGUCUGACAUAAUAUUGGUUCAGAAAUGGCUAGAAAUCUGUUUUUAAUUGAAACAAAUCAAAGAAAUAAAACCUAUAAACCAACA